AUGAUCACCGUCAAAAAACGGAUUCAUUUCAGAGAGCGUAAGACGGAUCGGAACAGCCGACAAAGACACGUACCCAUAUUUGGCUUGCUGGACACAUUGGACGAGAAAAACGACCGUGCACGGCUAAAACACACCCCGCACGGUUCACGCAGGGAGUGUUUUGUCGGCGUUUGUUUAGUUUUAUAUUUUGAUAUAUGUGUUUUCGUAUCAUUAUUUUUCUUUCUUUUAUCGCUUUCUUUCUUUGAUACAUUCAUUCUUUGCUUCCUAUUAACUCUGUCACUUCUUAAAUUUUUUUCUUUCUUUUCUCGCAUCUUCUUUUUUUUUUAUUUUCUCCUUCUUUUUCUAUUUUUCUUUCUUUGGGUUUCCGAAAUCUGUCUUUCUUUCUUUCUUUCUUUCUUUCUUUCUUCGUAUCUUCUUUCCUAUUUUUUCUUCUUUUUCUUUCUUUCUUUCUUUCUUUCUUUCUUUCUUUCUUUCUUUGUAUUCAAUAUUUCUCUCUCUGUUUCAAGCUUUCUCUCUGUCUCUCUCUCUCUCUCUCUCUCAUUUGUUUUCUUUGAUUUUUUUCCGCUCUGCUUUUACUUUUUCCUUCUUUCCUUUUUACUUUCUUUUAAAUUCUCCUUCCUCUUUAUUUCUGUUUCGUUCCUAUAUAUUUACAUUCUCUUUGUAUCUCUCUUUCUUUCUUCCAUUUUAAAUUCUCUUCUUUUUUUUACCUUGUCUCUUUCAAGUCUUUUUAAUUUCUCAUUCCUAUAUCUUUUUUCUUUCCUUUUUAUAUCUCCCUUUCUUUCUUUCUUUCUUUCUUUCUUUCUUUCUUUCUUUCUUUCUUUCUUUCUUUCUUUCUUUCUCCUUAUUUACUUUUUGACCCUCUUUCCAUCUUUCUCACUUUUAUCCGUCAUUCCCAUAUUACCUUUAGAGAUAUUUCAAUCCCGUCUGUCUAGAGAAUUAUUUUUCGAACCUAAACUUCCAUUUCCUCUGUCCUUAAUUCAUCCGUCUGUCUAA
Molecule: messenger RNA, 993 nt
Organism: Acanthosepion pharaonis
Lineage: Eukaryota; Metazoa; Mollusca; Cephalopoda; Sepiida; Sepiidae
Source: the annotation of a GenBank genome assembly